Messenger RNA from Misgurnus anguillicaudatus (oriental weatherfish), 941 nucleotides. It is a transcript of the gene armc7, whose product is annotated as armadillo repeat containing 7. The record is from RefSeq and is a predicted model, not a curated record. Gene Ontology annotation, molecular function: protein binding. NCBI's taxonomy places the organism in Eukaryota, Metazoa, Chordata, Actinopteri, Cypriniformes, Cobitidae.
CCUUUUCAUAGGAACUAUAGUUAGUAAUACGUGGGAAUUAUUUACUGGCGGACCAGACCCGUAUCAGCAGUAAACAGCUGCAAAGAGGCUUCAGUAAUGGGAACGUCUGACGCUCUUUGAUAAAGUUAACUUUUAUCAUACAGUGUUAUUCCCAUUUAUAGAUGCCCAUGAAUGGCAGGAAAGAAUCGAUUCUCUGAAUCGGACAGGUUUGAGUAUUUGCAGGGGCUGGUUACAGAGUUUCAAGACACAGACAAUGAGGAGGCUAAAGAGCAAGUGCUGGCAAACUUGGCCAACUUUGCCUACGAUCCAUCCAAUGUAGAAGCCCUACAGAUGCUCCAGGUUACAGACCUCUUCCUGGACAUGCUGACUGAAGAAAAUGAAAACUUUGUGGAGUUUGGAAUUGGUGGUUUGUGCAACCUGAGUAUGGACCGGGAGUCCCGUGAUCAGAUCGUCCAAAGCGGUGGAAUUCCGUUAGUUGUAGGCUGCUUGUCAAGUAACCGGGAUGAAACGGUUCUUUCUGCGAUCACAACAUUAAUGAACCUCACCACAGCCGCCACGCGUGCGGAAACCACAGCCACUGCGGUGGUACAGUGCAUGCUGCGGUUCUCUCUCACUCAGAACCCACGACUCAGGAACCUGGCUUCUGUCUUUUUGGAGGACUGCUGCACACAAGAACAAGUAAACAAAGCCCAAGAUGCAAUGCAGGGACAGAGCCAAUCAGCUGUGGGGAUUCCACUUCCAGUAGAUUAAAGACUUGUGUUUGUUUGUGUUAUGUUGUAUUUAAGAGGAAUUCUGGUAAAAUAUGUCUUAAACAGUGAGAUCAUUUACAAAAUAAGUUGCUACUGAGAAAUACUUGAUAUACAGAGGUGUUUAAUAUUUUCAGACAUAAUAUAUGACAUGCUUAUGGUGAGUAAGUUAUAAAAACACUGUCUUCAUUGAAA